Amphiprion ocellaris (clown anemonefish) is the source of this 1753-nucleotide messenger RNA. RefSeq names its product zinc ribbon domain containing 2 (gene znrd2). The transcript has 4 exons. The coding region runs from base 142 to 831 and encodes 229 amino acids. Lineage: Eukaryota; Metazoa; Chordata; Actinopteri; Pomacentridae. The record is from RefSeq and is a predicted model, not a curated record.
GUGACGUGAAUUAACACAAGUAACUCAGGAGGGACCUCCUAACAGCAGAGGGCAGCAACUCAGUUUUAACAAACGAAGAAAAAGACGACGACGCUCGACGGCUCUGACGUCAUCACGCACAACGUGUAGCCCUGAAGCAACAUGGCUUUGAAUGGAGAUGACGAGGACUUUGAGUGGGAGCCUCCAUCAGAAGCGGAGAUGAAGGUGAUCCAGGCUCGCAGGGAGCGACAAGACAAAAUCAGCAAGCUGAUGGGAGAUUACCUGCUGAAGGGAUACAAGAUGCUGGGAGACUGCUGCGAUGUGUGUGGGACUAUUCUUCUUCAGGACAGACAGCAGAAAAACUACUGUGUCUCAUGUCAGGAGCUGGACUCUGAUAUUGACAAGGACAACCCUGCUCUGAAUGCCCAGGCUGCGUUGUCCCAGGUGAGAGAGAGGCAGCUUGCUGCCCAGUCCCCUGUGCCGUCCCAGACCCCUGAACUCAAUGGAGGUCCUUCCAGCGGUCAGCCAAGCGUGUCAGUUCCUCAGCCCAGACCAGAGCACUGUGAGGGGGCUGCUGCAGGUGGAAGAGCCCUUCUGCCUCCACCUGCCGUCCCUCCUCCUCCAGCUGCUCCCUCCACCACAGCCCUGGCGCCCACUCGUCCCGCCGUUUGUCCACAGAACCCUGCCCUCCGGCCCGUGUUGCAAGAAGCUGAGGAAGCUGUUCUCACCAAACUCCGCUGGGCCACUACCCAGUUGCAGGGCGCAGCCUCCCUGGAGGCAAGUAUCCAGCUCUGCAGCCUCAUCACCAGCUGUGCCAACUCACUGCGCAGCCUCAAGGAGCUCAGCCAGUAACACAGCGGACUAGCUGAAACUAUGGGGUGAUGGGAACGCGGGUUCUACUUGCCUCCGUCUUGGAAUACUGACUCUGGUUCAGCAUCUCUCUUUGUCUGAAUCUUUGCUUAGAGCUGAAUUCAAAAGUGGUCAGAUAAUGGACUUGAAAAACGAUAAAAAUGCAGAAAGUGCACAGGUUACCCCUGGGUUAAUGUAGUUAAACAGCCCGCAGAAAUAUCAUGUUACAUGUUCAUUUUAAUGUUUUUGUCAAUUUGUAAAUUAGAAUUACAAAAUUGCAACAUUUUCAAACCAUCAGGCUAUUAAAUUUUUAAAUAAGAAUUAAUCUUUUUACCACAAGAAAGCAAUGCUUACAUGUACCCAUAGUUGGAGCUGGUUGGUGCUGGUUUAUCCACACUCCUGGGAAAAACAAGAUUUUUUUCUCCAACUGAUUGUAUCCCAAAAAGGGCUCUGGGUUGCAAUUUUGUUAAUUUUAACUAAAACUAAAGUUCCAGUGCACACAUACCUGAGAACAUGCUGCUGAACUAGAAGACAUAAAAUGAAAUUUCUAGCAUGUCAGUAUGCUGUUAAACACACCAGACCACAAAUAUGACCCUGCCUUUACUCACAGACACAGCUGGAUUUUCUAUUUGCUGCUCAGUCUGACUUUCACAUAGAUUUCCGUUGUCUCCGACCUACUGGUGAUGCAAAGGUUAGUAACUGUGUGCCGAGGUUAAAUAUAUCCGAUGCAUGACGGUCAUGUGGUUCAGUGAUGAGACAGCGCAGCACUCAGGAGUCAGACUUACAGUUCAUUAAAAGUAAAAUAAAAUAACUGCAUUGUACAUCAAUAGACUGCACUUCAUGUUAGAUUAGCCAGCUUCAGUGUUGAUCGAGGUAGUUAGAGUUUUCUAAUAAUAUGCCAGAAUAAAGCUUUUCCUCUUCGGGA